Hydractinia symbiolongicarpus is the source of this 4088-nucleotide messenger RNA. RefSeq lists its product as uncharacterized. The transcript is spliced from 2 exons. The coding region runs from base 1787 to 2278 and encodes 163 amino acids. Lineage: Eukaryota; Metazoa; Cnidaria; Hydrozoa; Anthoathecata; Hydractiniidae. The record is from RefSeq and is a predicted model, not a curated record.
AAAAAUAUCGAAACAUUCAUCGUGAUUUUUAACAUUGAAUGAUGAGAACAUUAACGUCUGGAAGGGCAUUCUCCGCCACUAGAAAUGUAAAAUUUGAAACAUUUUUACUCCGUGCCCACCAUAGGGGCGCGAAGGGGAGCCACUAUAUACAGCGAAGUUUAAAGAAGCAAAUUUUCUAUAUAGGCCCCUCCAAUAUUAAAAUUGUGGUUACGGCAUUGCUAUAUAUCGUUCAUUAAUGAAUAUAAGGAAGGGGAAUUAUCAAAAAUUAGAAGUUAAUGGCUGUUUUUCCUUAUCUUCUGUGUUAAAACAUCUCCUACAUUUUAAAAACAAUAAUAUAUUUACCAACAUAUAUUCAAACAUGUUUUCUUAGAGAUUUUGAGAAACCAUGCUCAAAAUGAUAUAAAAUCAUUGUCGCUGGUAACUUUCACGGUCUGUGAACAUGCAUGAUUUAGUAUUUUUUAUUGUGUGUACGAUAAACAUAUUAUUUUUCACAAAAGGCAUUAAAUAAAAGAUUGUUAAUAAUUUAAAUUAAUUUAUAAUUUAAAUUUUUUCUUUAUUAAAAAAAGUUAUUUUUUGUUUUUCAACAUCUUUCUCGGUUACAUCUCACCAUUUUUUUGUUAAUUGAAUUGACAGGUGGCUUGCCUAUGUUUACAAAAAUAUAAACAACAGUCUACAUUAAGUAAACAACAGUCUACAUUAAUUGAAGAAUUCCAUAUAAAAAAGAAACAUUCGCUUAAAAUUAGUAAAAAUUUUAGUUCCUAAUGAGUCGUAGCUACCCAAAUAUAAUAUCAAAAAAUGAUAAAUUAAAUAUAUAAUCAAAUAUAUCACAAAAUGAUAAAUUUCUGAUUUCAUCAAAUUUUUUUCUCUUCAAUCAAAAUUGCCCAAAUAAGGAGCAUCCAAUAUAAAUGAUGAAAACACAUCUUCUAUUUUAUUGUUAAGACAGAGAUCCUCAAACAACAUCUACACAGCAUUCUUCUCAAAGAAUAAGCCACGUAAAGUGUAUCAAGUUAUUGCAUUUGGUAGCUAGCUAACAGUUGAAAAAUUAAAGGUUUUCCAUAUGCUUUUGAUAAAAGUCCAAUAACGUCCUUGUCCUCAUACUAUUGACUCUAAAAAUUUGACUUGUUAUGGUCAGGAAAAUUUUGGCCCUCUGAAGAUCUCUUUGAUAUUUCUCCAACAUUGCUAAGAAGUGGUCCAUCAUCCUUUUUCAUCCGUUAUUUUUGCAGCUGGUGUAAAUUAUUCUAUAAUAAUUAUAAGUGCUGUAGUUUUUACUACAUGUAUGAUACACCACAAAAUCACUAGAAAGUCACUAAGGGUUGUAUCUAUUCGGGAAUUGUACAGUGCUAGGUACCUCUACCUACAAAAAACCAGCAAAACACUUUACAAAUUCACGCCACUAAAACACCAUCUUUGAUUGAAACGUCACGCAUGCAUUACUUUUUUCUGCAUGCUUAAUUUUGGGCCAAUUUAAGUCUGUUGUACCAGGGCCUCGUACGCGUUUCAUCCUCAUAUCAAAAAACGCUAAAGGCCCUGGGAUCAAGGUUGCCAUUUUGCCCUAUGUGAUCUAUCUUAUCAGCAAAAAAAAUCACCAAAAAGUGACUAAAUUUUGGCCAGGUGACUAAUAUUUUUUGCCGAUUAAAAUUUAUGCCGACUUUUUUAUUACCGACCAAACUUUUGCCGAAAUUUUUUUUCCGACCAUAGUUAAUAGAAAAAAACACUGGUUCGGAAGAUCAGCAAACUUCAAAGGAUUCUCAAACGGUGUUUAUAAGUACGUCACGUGACCUUGAUAAUGCACGAUCAUUUCAAAAUGGCUUCUAAUGUAGGAGGAAAUGAUAGUGUUUUAGUAUCCUUAGAUAUUUUUGAGGGUGACUUUGAAGAUAUUAUUGAAGUUUUAAAGGUAGAUGAAUAUAUAAAUGAAUUCUCGAACGAUCUAUGUGAAGACAUCGAACUUGGCAACUUUCCCUGUGAAGUAUGUGACAAAGUGUGCAAAAGUAAAGGUGGAUUAAAACUUCAUUGCAUUAAGAAGCACACUAAAAAUGAGCUUGAGGCUAAGAAGGAAGAGGAACAAAAGGAAGAACUAGUUGAUGAAGAAUUUAUAACUAAACUUUUAAGAAAGACAUUGGAAAAUGUAGUAACUAGUGACAAUGUUUUUUCAGAAAUUAUUUCAAAAGAAUUUCAAGCAUAUGAAGAGUAUGGUUUUGGCAGAGCUAUGUCACACAAAAAAUAUUACAUCAAUUGUUACACAUGCUAUAAAUUUUAUACCUCAAUCGAUAAACAGUAAAUACUUCAAAAUAGUUCUCAUGUAGCUUGGUGACUUAUUAUGGUCUACGAUUAAUGAAACUACAAGUGCUACUGCUGAAAAAAAUAUUAAUAUAUCAGAAAAGGAAAUAGGAGGACUCCAGUAUAUUGGGGGAUAUAUUUUACACAAACUUCACAGAAAUUUGAAAAGUUCAAAAAAUUGGAAGAGUCUGGAAUACCAACAAGCAAUAGCACUUAUGGAAGUAAGUAAGGGGGAAGAAGUCAAUAAUUUGAUUUCUCAUUUAAAUCGAGGUGGAGUGUGGCAAAUUUCCAAUUUAAAAAAUAUUAAUAAUCUGUGAAAAAUACUUCCGACUAAAGACUAAAGAUGUUAUAUGGUUGGCUAUAUAUGGUUGCAGUGAUUGGUCUUCUCUGUUAAGUAGCUCCAAGGGUGAUUUACGAAUUGCGUGUACUAUGACCUGGCUAGAAAGAUCUGGUUGAGUGCCACUGCCAAAUGUGAAGUUUUCAAUGCUUACCAAAAGAUUUGAAAUAGUAAUGUUUUUAAGUGAUCUUCUGCAAUUUUUAUAUAAAGUAUGAUCUGCUGGUAAAAACCACUUAUAUGCCUGAAUUGUGAAGCCCAAACCAUCAUCAAUACACACUUCUAAGUAUGGCUCACUCCAGGGUUGUGUAAACCUUUUAAAUGUAGUAGUAUUGCCAGUUAAAAAUUCUCCAACCAUUCAAGGAUUUUAAGUUUUUAAUGCGUGUGUUUAAAUCUUUAAGAUUUAUUUAGAAUUGUUAAGAACAAAUUAAGAACAUUUUAGCCUAAAAAUCUAACAAACCUAAAGCAAUAUAGAAAGGAAACUUACAUAUUUCAAUGUCUUCUUUAUGAAAAUGUUUUUCACAUGCAUAAACAUUAUUAUUAGCUAUUUGUUUUUUUAAGUUCUCAUCUACUACUCUAGUUUUGGUUAUUUCAGACAGCCACCGUUGACGCCACUCUUUCUGAACAUGUUCUGCAGGAAUUCUAAAAAUACCAAUGCCUUUUGUUCUUCUACACAUACUGCACCCGAAUACACUACAACUUACACCUGGCAUUUUGUGUGUUAAGUUUUGCAGAAUUGUUUUGAUCAGGGGCGGAUCUAGGGUUAGGCAGCCUAGGCAAUUGCCUAAGCCUAAUUUUGUGAUCUACUAGAGAAAAAAAAUUCUAUAGAAUAAUCUAUAAAAAAACUAAAUUAUUUUUAUAAAUUUUUUUUUGGCAUCCGCCGAUUUCGACUUCAUGACGAUGCGGCGUUUUUAUCAAUUUUUUAUAUUUUACUCAAAUAAAGCAAACCCGGGGCGAUCUUAGGCAAAGUGUCGAUUCGCCUAAAACGUCCGCGGGUUUUAAAGUUCCAAAUGAAUGAAAAUCACAGAUGGAAGAAAAAACGCCUAAAACGUCCGCGGGUUUUCAAGUUCCAAUGAAUGAAAUUCUGGAAUGUGAAGAAAAAACGCCUAAAACGUCCGUGGGUUUUAAGUUAAAACGCCUAAAACGUCCGUGGGUUUUAAGUGAAAACGCCUAAAACGACCACGGCUAUGGUUACAUGGACAAGUGGAUGUUUCUUUUUCAACAUGGUUUACCUGGGUCAGAUCCAAUUGCAGGGAGCACUUCAAAUGUCUAGAAUAUCAAAGCAAUUGUAUGCUACCUAAGUUAAAUGAAGAACUUUUGAAUUUGGAAACCCUUUCAGAUAUUGAAAGGAUUGGAAAUGCUGGAGGGAAAUAUUUUAGCCACGUGUGCCAUGUUGUUGUCUCAAACCAAACCUUUAACUGCCUCUGCAAGAGACAAUAAAUUCAUUUAAAGUAAGUAAUACUUGAAAUAUUUUAGU